AUGAUGAGGCCAGAGCUCCUCAUCACUUUUCUGCUCUCCUGCUCUGCUUCACAAUGUGGCUGUGUGAUUUAUUUCUGUGGCCUGAUGUGAGGGGUAUGUUGCUUUUUAUUUUUGUCGUUCUCCUCCUGGUAGUAUAUUUCCUUCACAAAAAGGAUCCACCGAACUUUCCUCCGGGACCACCGGCUCUGCCUGUCUUAGGAAACGUCUUCAGCAUUGAAUCCAAACAGCCUCAUAUUUACCUCACCAAGCUUGCUGAUGUUUAUGGGAAUGUGUUCUGCAUACGUCUGGGAAGACACAAAACCGUGUUUGUGUCUGGGUGGAAGACGGUGAAGGAAGCUUUAGUGGCGCAGGCUGACAGCUUUGUGGACCGACCUUACAGCCCGAUGGUGACCAGAAUCUAUUCAGGGAACUCAGCUGGUCUUUUCUUCAGUAAUGGGAGGGUGUGGAGGAGACAGCGGCGCUUUGCCAUGACCACGUUACGCACCUUCGGUCUGGCCAAGAACUCCUUGGAGCAGAGCAUCUGUGACGAGAGCCAGCAUCUGCAGGAGGCGAUGGAGGAGGAGGAAGGUGAACCGUUCGACCCUGUGCCGCUGCUGAACAACGCCGUGGCCAACAUCAUCUGCCAGAUAGUGUUUGGGAGGCGGUUUGACUACAACGACCACAACUUCCAGAACAUGCUGAAGAAUCUGACCGAGUUGGCCUAUCUGGAAGGCUCAGUAUGGGCUCUACUGUAUGAUGCAUUUCCAGCACUUAUGAAACACCUUCCAGGGCCUCACAACGGCAUCUUCAGCAGCUCCAAAUCUCUGGAAGCAUCUAUCAGGAGAGAGAUUGAGAGACACAAGCUGGAACUGGACCCCAGCAAUCCACGAGAUUACAUCGACAACUUCCUCAUAGAGGAGAAACACAACAGAAACAGUGAAGAGGGCUUUGAUGAAGGGAACCUGGCUCUGUGCUGUCUGGAUCUGUUCCUGGCCGGCAGUGAAACCACUUCAAAGACUCUGCAGUGGGGGCUCAUCUACCUCAUCCAGAACCCUCACAUCCAGGAGAAAGUCCAGGCAGAGCUCGACAGAGUGAUCGGACAGACCAGGCAGCCCACCAUGGCCGACAAACCAAACCUGCCUUAUACUGACGCCGUCAUCCACGAGAUCCAGAGGAUGGGAAACAUCGUUCCACUGAAUGGACUCAGGAUGGCUGCUAAAGACACAACGCUGGGAGGUUACUUAAUACCAAAGGGCACCUCUGUAAUGCCGAACCUGACCUCUGUGCUAUUUGACAAGAACGAAUGGGAAACUCCAAACACCUUCAACCCUGAACACUUCCUAGACGCUGAGGGGAGGUUUGUGAGGAAGGAGGCAUUUUUACCUUUCUCUGCAGGAAGACGUGCGUGUCUCGGUGAAGGCCUGGCGAGGAUGGAGCUGUUCCUGUUUUUUGUCAGUUUGUUGCAGAGGUUUCAUUUUUCCACCCUGGAUGGAGUUGAGCUGAGUACAGAAGGAAUCACUGGGGCCACACGAACACCGUUUCCCUUUAAGAUCCAUGCAAAAUCCCGCUAA
Molecule: messenger RNA, 1550 nt
Organism: Acanthochromis polyacanthus (spiny chromis)
Lineage: Eukaryota; Metazoa; Chordata; Actinopteri; Pomacentridae
Product: cytochrome P450 2J2-like
Exons: 9
Coding region: 54-1550 (498 amino acids)
Biological process (GO): xenobiotic metabolic process
Cellular component (GO): intracellular membrane-bounded organelle; cytoplasm
Molecular function (GO): heme binding; iron ion binding; oxidoreductase activity, acting on paired donors, with incorporation or reduction of molecular oxygen, reduced flavin or flavoprotein as one donor, and incorporation of one atom of oxygen
Source: RefSeq, a predicted model, not a curated record